Molecule: messenger RNA, 1227 nt
Organism: Acanthosepion pharaonis
Lineage: Eukaryota; Metazoa; Mollusca; Cephalopoda; Sepiida; Sepiidae
Source: the annotation of a GenBank genome assembly
AUGGCUUUUCACUCUCCCUCCCUCCCUCCCUCCCUCCCCCACUCUCUCUCUCUUUCUUUCUUCUAUGUUAAUUGUUUCAUUUCUGUUUUUUCCAUCUUUUUCAAUCUCCCCUCUUUCUCUCUCUCUCUCUCCCUCUCCUAUUUUAAUUUUUUAGCUUCUGACUUUUCUCAUCGUUUGCCUACAAUUAUUUCCCUCUUUCUCUUCCUCUUGCAUUGUUGUUUCAUUUUCCUCUCUAGCCCUCGCUCAGCGUGUUCUUUGCAUAAUUUCCGCCUCCGAUUUUCUCUUUUCUUUCGCUUUUUCCAAUUCUCUUUCUUUCAACUUCUCCUUCAGUUUCGUUUUCCUUCAAUUUAUUUCUUCUUUUUGCUUGCCAUACCUUUUAUAAUUAUUUUCUUAGCCGCCAUUUCUUUCCUAUUUUCUUCAUUUUUUUCUUUCAUUCUUUUUCGCGUUUUUUCUUCUCUAUCUUUCUUUCUUUCUCCUUUUUGCUUUCUGUUACCAUCAUUUUUUCAUUUUUUUCUUUAUUCUUUUGAGAUUAUUGCUUUAAUUUUUUCGUCUUUUUUUGCUUUCUUUAUUUCUGUCUUUCUUUCUUUCUGCUUUUCUUUUGAAAUUCUGUCUUUUAUUCUUUAUCUGUUUUUGCUUUCUGUUUCAUUCCUUUCUUCAUUUUUUCUUUUCUUUUAUGUGACUAUUGCUUCACUUUUUCUUUUUGUUCAAGCAUCUUUCUUCCUUUCACAUUUUGUCUUUCUUUCUUUUUCUUUCAUUCUUUUAAGCGUUUUUCUUCUUUCUUUCUUUCUUUCUUUCUUUCUUUCUUCUUUUUACUUUCUGUUGCAUUCCUUUCUUUUCUGUUUUUCUUUUUUAUUAUUGCUUUACUUUACCCUUUUUAGUUUUUCCUUCUUUCUUUCUUUCUUUCUUUCUUUCUUUUCUUUUGCAAUUCUCUCUUCUUUUCAUUUUUUCUUUCUUUUUUCGUUUAAGUCUUUCAUUCUUUCUUCUAAUUUACACGUCCUUCUUUCCUUCUUUAAUUAUUUAUUUUUUGAUUAUUUAUUGCCUUCUUUCCUAUCAUUUUUUUAUUUUCUUUCAAUAGCAUCAUUCAUUCUUUCUUUCGUUCUUUCUAUAUUUUUACUGUUUUUCUUUCUCUUCAGAAACCAGCUUCUUUUAUUAAAUUGUUUUGCUUCUUCCUCUCAUUUCCUUUUCUUCUGCUUUUUAUUAGUCGUUACAUUUUUUUACUUAUCUUAA